GGUGUGUGAGCGACCACUGCAGCCGUGCCUAUUCUUUCUCCUGACGUCCUUCCUUCUCCUAAGUGUCAUACGAUUUCGGGAUGUAGAUUUUUAACUGAACUGUUCUUAUUAAGAUAAUUUUGGGGGUGGGGGACGGCUGUUUAUUAACAAAAUAGCUACCCCUUAUGGGGGUGCAUUUUGAAACGGGGAUGUUUGUUUAUCCCAAACCAGAGGCUAGCUUCGUUGUUGCUAUAGGCUAGCUAGCACAUGUUUUCCGUUUUUAAAUAUACCUAGCUAGAUAUAAGUCGCUGUUUUGUAUUUAUUUAUUUAUUUUAUUUACGGAAAACAAAGUAUACCGAUAAAUAUUUCCUUAAUCUGUUUUUCUACUGGGGAGAUUUAUUCAAUCUUUAGCAGAGCGUAAGCUGAGUUUCAGUCCUUCGUUCCCAUUUAUUCUUUUUAUCAAGCUGUUCGCUAUUUGUCGAUUUUUGCCUUUCAGUAAGCUGGCUAGCGUUUCAACGCAGAUUGAUAGCUAGACCAAUUGAGCGAUUGAAUCAAGGACAUAAAGUAUUUCGGCCAAUAUUAUUUCGGAUGGCUGCCUAGGUAGCUGGCUAUGUGAUAAACGGAGGCGAAAUUGGUCGUGCUUGUAUUUAUGCCAAAAUGAUGCACAGUAUUGACAUUCGUUUCAUACAGUAGACUCUGGCCAAACAUGAACGAAUCUUAGUCGACUGUACGAAUUUAUCUUGUUUUGUUUGUUGCUGCUGUCGUAUUUUAUCACUGAAAAUGCGGAUCGUUUGAGGAUACCAGUCCCUGCUGCGACGAGCAGAGAGAGAGGAUACGACUCUCCUACACGGAUUCGCCGCUGGGAUAAGGCAUCGAUUGCCUUGGAACACUGGCUCGGCUGCGGAGCGGCCAAUGUCGACUGUUAUUUUCAGUUGGAUAUAAUACUGUAAAUAUAUAUAUAUAUAAACACAAAUAAUUUAUAGCUCUAAAAGUAGGGACACUCAGGGACAAUGUCUUCUCGCUCAGCACUACCGUCUGGCAAUGAACGGAACUCGGACCACCAUGCCUCUCUCACGGGCAGCCGCUCGGAGAAGGGCUCGGGCUGGUCGAGCCGCUCGCUCGGGGCCCGCUGCCGAAACUCCAUCGCCUCCUGCACCGACGAGCAGCCGCACAUCGGCAACUACCGGCUGCUGAAGACCAUCGGCAAGGGCAACUUCGCCAAGGUCAAGCUGGCGCGCCACAUCCUGACGGGCAGGGAGGUUGCAAUAAAAAUAAUUGACAAAACUCAGCUGAAUCCAACCAGCCUACAGAAGCUCUUUCGGGAGGUACGGAUCAUGAAAGGCCUCAAUCAUCCCAACAUAGUUCAGCUAUUUGAGGUGAUCGAGACGGACAAGACACUCUACCUGAUCAUGGAGUAUGCCAGUGGAGGUGAGGUGUUCGACUACCUCGUGUCUCACGGGAGAAUGAAGGAGAAGGAAGCACGAGCCAAAUUCCGUCAGAUUGUGUCAGCCGUCCAUUACUGUCACCAGAAAAACAUUGUCCACAGGGACCUCAAGGCGGAGAACCUUCUGCUGGACGCCGACUCCAACAUCAAGAUCGCCGACUUCGGCUUCAGCAACGAGUUCACCCUGGGGAACAAGCUGGACACGUUCUGCGGCAGCCCCCCCUACGCCGCCCCCGAGCUCUUCCAGGGCAAGAAGUACGACGGGCCCGAGGUGGACAUCUGGAGCCUGGGCGUCAUCCUCUACACGCUGGUCAGCGGAUCGCUGCCCUUCGACGGGCAGAACCUCAAGGAGCUGCGUGAGCGGGUGCUGAGGGGGAAGUACCGUGUGCCCUUCUACAUGUCCACCGACUGCGAGGGCAUCCUCCGCCGCUUCCUGGUGCUCAACCCCACCAAGCGCUGCACCCUGGAGCAAAUCAUGAAAGACAAGUGGAUGAAUGCAGGGUACGAGGGGGAGGAGCUGAAGCCCCACGUGGAGCCGGUGGAGGACUACAACGACGCCAGCCGCAUCGAAGUGAUGGUGGGGAUGGGAUAUUCCCGCGAGGAGAUCAAAGACGCCCUGACCAAUCAGAAGUACAAUGAGGUCACAGCCACCUACUUGCUGCUGGGCCGCAAAAACGAGCUGGAGGGCAGCGAGUCGCGCUCAGGCAGCAGCCUCUCUCUGGCGCGGGUGCGGCCCAGCACCAUCACCAACGGCACCAGCAAACACUCCUCCUCCUCCGCCGCUGCUUCCUCCUCAGGCUCCGCCUCCUCGCACAGCAAGACCCAGCGCAGCACCUCCACCUACCACCGGCAGCGACGGCACAGCGACUUCUGCGGCCCCUCCCUGCCCGUGGCGCACCCCAAGCGCAGCCCCACCAGCACGGGGGACGGGGAGCUGAAGGAGGAGCGCAUGCCCUCCCGUAAGGCCAGCUGCAGCGUGGUGGGCAGCCGCAGCAUACCCCCCUCCAGCCCCAUGGUCAGCAGCGCCAACAACCCCAACAAGUCUGAGAUCCCCGACCGCCGCAAGGAGAUCAACGCCACCACGAACAACAUCCCAGCCAGUGCCAUGACCCGCCGGAACACCUACGUCUGCACAGACCGCUCCAGCACCGACCGACACUCCCUCCUGCAGAACGGCAAGGAGAACAGCUCCCUGUCCCACCGGCUGCCCCCGGCCUCGCCCUCCACCCACAGCAUCGCGGGGGCGGGGGCGUCAGGCUCGUCUUCGGGCGAGCGUUCACGGCUGACGCGCGGCUCCACCGUCCGCAGCACCUUCCACGGGGGCCAGCUGCGGGACCGCCGCCCGCCCCCGCACGCCGCCCCGCCCACCUCCCCCACCCUGUCGCACGACGCCAGCCCCCUGCCCCACGCCCGCACCCGGGCCACCUCCAACCUCUUCAGCAAGCUCACCUCCAAACUCACGCGCAGGGUCAAUCUUGACCCCUCUAAACGCCAGAGCUCAAACAAGUCAGUCUCGGGCUGUACUCUUCCACAGGGAUCAAAAACAGUUAGGUCACAGACGAACCUGAGGGAGUCUGCAGAUCUCCGGUCUCAAGCCCCGGAUGCACAGUAUCUGAGUAAAAACACCAGUCGCCAUCUACCUGGGCAUCAAAAAGCGCCAGAGCCCCGGACCCCCCGAUGCGGCUGGGAUGUGAGGGUGCGGAGCCGCAGGGAGCCGGCGGAGGUGGUCCUGGCCCUGCGCGAGGCGGCCCAGGGCUGCGGCUGCCAGGUGCACCUGGCCGGCCCCUUCCUGCUGUCCUGCACCCAGGGCUCGGCCGGCUCGCGCGUGGCCUUCGAGGCCCAGGUGUGCCAGCUGCCCAGCGCCCCGCCCCACACCAGCGGCGUGCGCUUCAAGCGCCUGUGGGGGGCGCCGCUCGCCUUCCGGGACAUCGCCAUCAAAGUGUCCAAGGAACUGGAACUCUGAGGGCGACAGGGGGUGGGGGCGGAGGGGCGGAGGGGACGGACCCUGAGAGGGAGAGACACUGCCUCCCGAACCCUCCCCCACCCCCGCUUCCACGUCACGCAGACGCACGGACACGUACAGGUCGCCACCCCCCACCCUGACCCCACCGCCCAUUACCAGAGACUUCCCUGCUCCUGGGUGGAAAGAGUCCAACUGAUUUUAUUUUUAUUCCUGUUGAUGAUAUCGUUGUCGUCGUCAUAAUGAUUAUAAUUGUUGUCAUUAUUUUUUUUUGAACAGCUGCUAUUUAAAAUAUUUUUUGGAUUUUUUUGUUACAGGCAGGGGAUUCACCGUCUUUUGUUGUUGUUUUUUCUUCUUCUUUUCCCCCCAAUUCUCUUUUUUUCUUUUUUUCUUUUUUACUCUAGUUUGCAAGCAAUGCGUACGAUGUAUUUCAAAGUAGUUUGAAAACAUCAGGUCAGUCAAUGUCAUUCUAGACUACGGCCACCAGAGGGAGAUAUGCAGAAAUGCGCAGAGGUGCAGUCUCCAGAGAAACCGCUUUUUCUUCCUGGUGACUGGCUGCCAAUUUUAAGCCAAGAUUCCCUGUCCUGUUUUAUUUGUCUUUUUUUUUGUUGUUGGUGAGGGCAGGAACAAAGCCGUCUGACUUCACAGUGUACAAAGCUGAGUGCGUGAUGACUUGCUUUUCUGAGCCACUACAAGUUUCUUUUCUCCAUGUUAGCACAUUUUAAAUUAGAGUGUAUGACUUGUUCAUAUAUUAGCACUUUGAACUAACCGUAACCCCUCUGAAAAAUUCAACCCCCUUCUAAAAUGGUACCGUUCCAUGUCUGGUUUUUUUUUUUUUUUUUUUUGUAUUGAGACUCUGCACAAGAAUUCAGAUUAAUCGACAGUGACCGUUCCCUCUCUCGCUGCUCCUUUGUCCGCUGACAGAACUUUUCCGUGCCAAGCCUCGCCUCGCUGGGACUCACACUGGCCAGGCUCACCAGGGUAUGUUCGGUUUCCGUCGCCGUGUUCCCGGCUGUGACCGUUGCACAAAUCUGAACAGAAACGGUGAUAAUCGCGAUUGCAGACUCUUGGGUGGGGGGAAAAAAACGGAGGAAGAAACACGGCCGAGAACAGAGUGUUCUUGAGCGUUCAUUUUACAAAUGUGUUUCCUAGUUAACCAGCUAACAUGAAAAAAUAACUCCAGUAAGCUCUAUUUUGUAUUAAUCCUUGUUAGAGUGGUGAAAUUUAUAGGUAUACAGCUACACAUGCUUUCUGUCAUAAAUAUAGAGUCAGUAUAGCUAUCACUGGCUGUUGCUAUCACACAGCUGUUUUAAUGACGAUAUGGCUAUUUGACUCAUGAGCACAGGAAUGAAGGUUUUGUUUAAAAAAAAAAAAAAAAAAAGUACUCCUUAAUGUUGAAGGGCAAAUUGGACUUGCGAUUGUUUGAUAGCAGAGAUGCUAAGCAGCAUUUCAGGAAAUUUAAGACGAGCCCUCCUGUAACGUUACCUCCCUCCUGACACGCUUUGGCACUGACUGUUGCAGCAUUUUAAUUUUGCCAGCCCCAGCCAUGGCGUGCUUCUGAGCAUGCAUGCUGCAGAAUGGUUGCAGAGCUAGGAUGGCUGGUCCUCGCUCAGCCUGACAAAAAAAAAAAAAUCCUAAAAUGAAGUUGUGGUGUGUGACCAGGUUCUGGCCUGCUUCUGGCCUGGCAGUGGGGAACGGGCACUAGGGGCACUCAGUUGAACUUCAUCCCAGUGUUUCUUUUCUUGUCACUGAUCUUUUCCUGUCACCGAAAUCUUCACGUCCACCCACAGUUGGCACAUACACUUUGUUGUGUCUUGGAGUCAUUGGCUAUCUGCAGUGUGCUUAAAACACCAAGGUAUUUAAAAAUAGAAAAGGCUUUGAAGGUUUUUUUUGGGCUCAGGAACGGUGCAGUGCUUACUCUCGACUGUAUUUCUCGGGUUUCUAGGUUUGCAUUUCCAAAUGGCCCCAUGAACCUCUCAGGUGGCUGACCUCUGAUCAGUAAUUCAGAAUCUGCCUUACUGCUUGGACAGGAUCUAAUUGCUGAUUGGAGGAGACAAGGUGGGAGAGUGGUUUGGAAGGUUAAUCUGUGAUGUCCUAGGAGAGCCUACCAAGGCCAUCUCGGUAAGAAGUGGAGCUUGACGGGGGGGACUUCAGUUCCUUGCUCUCUCCGCGCAUGUCCGAAGUGCCAGUGUUUUGGCAGGUGCCAGUUUCCAAUUUGCACAACUCUCUGGCUUCCAGAAGACGCGUUGGGAGAGGUCCUACAGAACCCCCAUCCUGGAGGACCACGGCGUCCGUUAGGCCUCUGCCCUGCCUCGCAGCCUCCCUCCGCUCCAGGAUCACAGGUUUUCUAUGAUGUCCGAGUGCUUCAGUGCCUGCUCUCCGGGCCCCUGCACAGCACUGCUGUAGGCAGAACACACGUACUAGAACAGGUGCUAAAACACGUCUGCCGCACGGAUGCAUGUCGGCCGCAAGCGAGAGUGCUUUGUUCCGGUUCAGCCCGGGGGAGUCGCUGGUUCGAAUCCGGGGCGGCGCUUCAAGCCCACGGCUGGCCGGGACUUCGGUGGGCUGUGAGCGGCGGGGGCCCCCUUGAGCUCGCGUCACCUGGGACCUGGGAUCGGCCCGUCCGGGACCUGCCCUGCAGCCUCACCCGCUGGCUUGACCCGCAGGGGUGCGGCGGGGGACAUUUUAAACGUCCGGUCAGGAGAGCGGGAUGGUGUCGCUUUGAUGCUCCGGUCUCAUGUUCACCGCCCCCCCAAGUGUGUCCACCUGCCUCCCCACCAGAGGGGGGUGCCACUGGAAACGGACCGGCAGAUGAGGAUGGCUUAGUCUUUCUGGUGGCUUUCCUGUUUUUCUUACCUUUCCAUCAUGUUGUUUACAUGCAGUUUGUGACUCUCAUUCUUCUACACCGUUCGGUCCAUGUCGUUUUCAUUCCGUGUUGUUUUUCAGAUAGAUUCCAUGACCCCCUGAAUCCCAAGACCUCUGAUGCGUGCACACAAAUCAGACAUUGACCCCCAAAAUGGCAUUAACCCUUUUUCACCUUCCCGUGGUUCUCAUACAAAAACAGUAUUGCACACUGGAACUCCUGUACAAUACAAAACCCCAUUGGCGGUGGGGCUUACAGCAGGUGUAUCCAGGACACUUGACUUAUACUUAAAUCUGCCUCAUCCUGAGGAAUUGUGGGAAAUUCUAAAAGCUGGCCUCUGGGUGGGUAAAUGUCUUAAAUGUGAAAGCUGUGAUUUUUGGACACAUCUUUGGAUUUUCAUAAAAAAUAGUACCUUAAAAGAGGCGCCUGUCUUCUUUGGCUGGUCACAUAGAUAUUGUUAGCUCUUAGGGUCAUGUCUAAAGAGUAGGAUGCAGUAGGUUUAAAACAAUUGUUUCUACAGUGGGGGUGCCAUAACAAAUUAUUGCUGACUCGUGGUCGGUUUUAACUUAAAAAAAUAAAAUGACCUUUUCUCACACUGUCGAUUGGUCGGCUCAUUGAAUCCGAGCACUGUUGCUGAUUCAGAUAUGGAUCCAAAGUCACUAUUCCAAAUAUGAAGUCAGUGCAAGAUUACCAUUAGCUCAUUACCUCAGACUUGGCGUGAGCGUUAACAGUAGCAGUUGAUUUCAGUGGAUGGGGAGGGGUCCAGGGUCCCUCUUUGGCUUUUGGAGGUGAAGUUAGGACAGGGUGUCGGGAAAGUGUCCAGCAGGAACCUUGCUGGUGAUGAAGGAUGUAGAGGGGGCAUUUUCAAUGUGGAUUUCCAUUACUGGCGCUCAUACUGGGUAAGUCAACGGCGAGACUGGGCUUAUAGUGAGGGUUUAAAAGGAGCAAAACGAGCCAGUUGAAGGGGUACGGUUUGAAGGGGAGUGUGAAGCUGAAGUCCUUAAAACCACAGAUGUAUUCAUUGAGGAAGUCCGCUGCCUGCCUGAAAAAGAGAGCUGCAGUAUUCUUGACGUGUUCAUAGGGAGAAACCGGUCCAGGCCAUGUUCAAACCUUUGACUGUAAGAAGGGAAGGUGACAAAAUGGCAAAGCUGGAUCUCCGCAGGUUUCCAAAAAGUGCUUUAGUGCAGUCCCCCGAUCGGAACAGUGCCAACCAGUGAAGUUUCCCCGCUUUGUAGUCAUUGCUAUGGACUAAGUGCUAGUUGCGACCCCCGUUUGGAGUAGCUUUUCUGUCCAGUGUAGAGACUGUUCAAGAAACGGACCGAUUUUUGCAACCUUCCCUCAACGCUGUCUCGCUUGAGCGCUUCGUUAUACCCUCCCGUGCUGUAUGGAUAGAGGUGUUGCGUGGCUCAGCACUGUUAAUUUGAUCAGCGAUACAACGCACUUUCAGAUCGAGCUGGCAGGUGGGGGCGAGAAUCGGCACCGAUGCUGAUGUGGACUCUUGAGACAUCUGUUAGAAGUGAAACAGACGGUGUCGUCCCCACCCCAAAAAAAAUUAUACCGGUCCUGUCUUGACUACUGAGCACCAGUCCUGCUUCACCCACGAGUUGAGUGAGGGGACUCCCCAGCACACAAAAAAGGACCCCGAUGCCUUUUUGAACAUGGAGGUUUCUAGCAUAAGAAACGCACUGUGCCCUGUGCUCGAGUGUGUGCUGUUUGUCCCUCCACCUCAUCUGUACAGGCCCCACAGAGGAACACCCCAACCCACUGCACACACACUACACUACCUACAAACACGCACAACUACACCCACACACAGUACAAUACCCACUGCAGACACACUACACAACCCACAAACAUACACAACUACACCCAAACACAGUACACUACCCACUGUACACACGCUACACAACCCACUGCACACACACAACUACACCCAAACACAGUACAAUACCCACUGCAGACACACUACACCCAAACACAGUACACUACCCACUGCACGCACACUACACAACCCACUGCAGACACACUACACCCAAACACAGUACACUACCCACUGCACACACACAACUACACCCAAACACAGUACACUACCCACUGCACACACACAACUACACCAAAACACAGUACACUACCCACUGCACACACACAACUACACCCAAACACAGUACACUACCCACUGCACACACACAACUACACCCAAACACAGUACACUACCCACUGCACACACACAACUACACCCAAACACAGUACACUACCCACUGCACACACACAACUACACCCAAACACAGUACACUACCCACUGCACACACAUAACUACACCCAAACACAGUACACUACCCCUGCACACAUACUACUCUACCCACAAACGCACACAACCACCCCAAAACACAGUAUACUACCCACAAACACACACAACUACGCUCAAACACACAAAUACGCUCAAACACACAUACCUUACUCUCCCUGUAAAAAUCCAGCAGAGUGCUUGUAUUUGUAUCAUUGUGUAGAAAAACAAAGACGAGAAAAGAAAAAAUGGGUCAAUUUCUUUUUUUCUUUUUCUUUUUUUUUUCUUUUUCGAUUUUUAAAUUAUUAUUCUGGUACCGGCUGUGGUGCCUUUAGAUGUAAAGAAAAAAUGGGAACUACAGAAAAAAUGUUCAGAAAUAAAAAUUCACUGAUAUUGGA
Conger conger (European conger) is the source of this 8928-nucleotide messenger RNA. RefSeq names its product MAP/microtubule affinity-regulating kinase 4b (gene mark4b). The transcript is spliced from 19 exons. The record is from RefSeq and is a predicted model, not a curated record. Gene Ontology annotation, molecular function: ATP binding; protein binding; tau-protein kinase activity. Lineage: Eukaryota; Metazoa; Chordata; Actinopteri; Anguilliformes; Congridae. Bases 990 to 3386 code for a protein of 798 amino acids. Gene Ontology annotation, cellular component: cytoplasm. Gene Ontology annotation, biological process: intracellular signal transduction; microtubule cytoskeleton organization; protein phosphorylation.